AUGUCCCUCCCUCAAUCAAUCGCAGACACCAAUCUGGGCCUCACAGCGUCUGAGAUUCAGAUUCUCCGCCAGCAACAACAGAUUGCAGCUCAAGGACACGCUACGCAAUCACAAGCUGGUCGUGGCAGAGGUCAGAGCCGAAGUUCCAACCCUAGCUCUCGUGCAGCCAGCGCAGCCAGCAGCCAAGGUGGCCAAGGCAGGGUAUUCCUUGACCCUGGAAGUCUUCAGAGAUUAUACGCUCAUUUCGAGCAUCUUAUGAGGAGGAUACAGGAUCGCAUAGCUGAUCUAGAAGAGGCGACUCAACGCUCAGUGCAAGCCAGCUACGACAGAGCUGGGAACAUGAUACAGAACGCCGAUGCGGAGAUUGCACGAAUGAAACGAAUAAUGGCGGAAAUCGAUCACCUCGAGGGUGAAUUCGACAAAGUGAAGAGGAUAAGAGAUGUGAUCAAAGAGUUGAGGAAAAGAGUUGAUGAACUGGACAGGAGGAUGGACCAGCCAAGAAGUGGUCACAGUCAGGCUGCUAGUGGCGGCCCACGGCGGCGCUGA
This is a messenger RNA of Endocarpon pusillum Z07020, 546 nucleotides long. RefSeq lists its product as uncharacterized. NCBI's taxonomy places the organism in Eukaryota, Fungi, Ascomycota, Eurotiomycetes, Verrucariales, Verrucariaceae. The transcript has 2 exons. Gene Ontology annotation, biological process: endosome organization. The coding region runs from base 1 to 546 and encodes 181 amino acids. Gene Ontology annotation, cellular component: BLOC-1 complex. The record is from RefSeq and is a predicted model, not a curated record.